Messenger RNA from Schistocerca nitens (vagrant locust), 2200 nucleotides. RefSeq names its product vacuolar protein sorting-associated protein 33A (gene car). The transcript is spliced from 12 exons. Bases 214 to 2040 code for a protein of 608 amino acids. The record is from RefSeq and is a predicted model, not a curated record. Gene Ontology annotation, biological process: vesicle-mediated transport; intracellular protein transport. Gene Ontology annotation, cellular component: CORVET complex; lysosome. NCBI's taxonomy places the organism in Eukaryota, Metazoa, Arthropoda, Insecta, Orthoptera, Acrididae.
CUCGUGUGGAGGUGACGUCUGCAUGUACUUACUUCCGCAAUAUCUUUGAUCGGCGUAGAGGUGAAAGCGUUGGAGCGUAUGCUGAUCUGUCAUGUGAUUGUAAACAAUGUGGAAAAAAAAUGGUAUAUUACGUUAUCCUCAUGAAAGGUUACCCGCUUAGACCUUACGUGUGUUAGGAGAGAGAAUUUAGUUUGCGUAGCAACUCAAAGCUUAAUGUCGACCAUGGCUUCACAUUUGGCCGGUGGUAGGGUGAAUGUUGCUCAGGUUCAAGAAUUAGCCCGAAAACAGUUGGUACAGUUAUUGGAAAAGUGUCAGGGACGAAAGGUAAUAGUAUGGGAUGAAUCCUUAGCAGGUCCUGUAGGACUUAUAGCGACAUACAGUUUACUAAAAGAACACGAUGUUCCUGAAAUGUUCCCAUUACGAGCUGGUAAGCUGCCUUCAACUACACAAAAGGACAUUAAGAAUAUCAUCUUUAUAACAAGACCACAUCUACAUUUGAUGGACAAAGUUGCAGACAAUGUUUAUGGUGAAGAACAUAGCGGUGGCGACAGGAAGGAAUUCCACUUGUUUUUUGUUCCUCAGAAAAGCUUACUAUGUGAGAAAUGGUUAAAAAAUCGUGGUGUUUUUGGCAAUUUCACUUGGAUUGAAGAAUUUCCAUGCGACCUCUUCCCUUUUGACAAUGAUUUGAUGUCUAUGGAGUUGGAGUCUGCAUUCAAGGAGUACCAAGUUGAACAUGACCCUACAGUACUGUACCGUUGUGCGAGGGCACUGAUGACACUGCAGCAACUCUUUGGCCCUAUACCACGUGUUUCAGCCAAGGGUACAGCAGCUUGCCAGGUGUGGGACACUCUUCUAAGGUUACGUCGAGAACAGAUGCCAUCUGCUUCACGACUGAGGCGGCAACAGCAACAUGCAUCUUCACAGAUUGAUCAUUUGCUGCUCAUCGACCGUUCAAUAGAUCUGCUUUCUCCACUUGCGACACAACUUACGUAUGAGGGAUUGAUUGAUGAGAUAUUUGGGAUAACCAAUUGCACUGUGCAGCUGCCAGCUGAAAAAUUUGCUAAGCCUGAUGAUGGUCCCGGACUUGUUGGAGAAAAGAAAAAUAUUAUUCUUAAUUCUGCUGAAGAAUUGUUUGCAGAAAUCAGGGAUAAAAAUUUCAAUGCUGUGGGGCCAGCACUGAGUCGUAGAGCCAAACAAAUCUCAUCUCAAUUGGAAGAGUGUCAAAGUGACCGUUCUGUGCAAGAAAUGAAGCGCUUUGUAGCCAGACUUCCACAUAUGUUGGCUUCCAAGACUUCACUUGCUAAUCAUACAACUAUAGCAGAGCUCAUAAAAGAAGUAACAGAUUCAGAUAGUUUCCUGGAAUGCUUGCAAACAGAACAGGAAUUCAUGAAUGGCAUUGAUACAGAUAAAGUUCAUCCCUAUAUAGAGGAUUGUAUUGCUCAACAGGAGCCUCUUAUUAAGGUACUCAGGCUACUAUGCAUGCAGUCUGUCACCAACAGUGGUUUACGCCAGAAAGUCUUGGAGCAUUACAAAAGAGACAUUCUUCAAACCUAUGGUUUCCAGCACAUUCUGACACUUAGCAACCUUGAACAAGCAGGACUGUUACGUGUACAGCAAGGUCCAAGGCAAUAUGCUGUGUUGCGCAAGACACUCCAAUUAACAGUAGAUAAUGGCAGUGAAACAUCACCGACUGAUGUGAGCUAUGUGCAUAGCGUUUAUGCACCUCUGAGUGUUCGUCUUGCACAACAUCUUGUGAGACCAUCAGGUUGGCGAGCCAUUCAAGAUGUGUUGGCCCUACUUCCAGGACCUACGUUAGAGGAAGGCAAAGGUGGGCCUCAUGAAGGUUAUCCAAAAGUAGUUCUCGUAUUCUUCAUUGGCGGCUGCACUUUUGCUGAGAUAUCAGCACUACGGUUUCUUUCACAGCAAGAAGAUUCUAUGGUGGAGUUUGUUGUAGCAACCACAAAACUUAUAAAUGGAAACAGUUUCUUGAAAAGUUUGAUGGAACCUCUGGGUCCAGAAUCACCUCGAACUGCAAAAUAACAUCAGAAACAAUCCACGAUGUUGUUAUUUGCUACCUGUGGAAAUGAAUAUAUUUUUUUUUAAUUUGAUGGUAUUUCCUUACACACUAUCAACUAAAAUGUUGAAGUCUACAUAAAUAUUUGUAUGAUAAAAAAUAAAUUGUGUUUCAAAUGAGUAACAA